AGGGAGCAACACAAUAUUUAUUAUUUAAACACAAAAUGAUACAAACAUGAUUGUAAUUCUGCUGAUUUCUACUGAUUAGUUAAUUACCUGGUAAUCAUCCUGAGUCUUCUAUCUAUUGGCUUAACUUAGGUUUUUUUUCCAACCCUGGUCCUCACUGCCCUGCAUGCUUUACAUCACGUAUCAAACUCAAGUGUAAACAUUAUUGUGUGUAAACACACUGGUUGAAUAUCCUAUCCUUUACUAAGUUGCUAUUCAACAUACCGUUGGACACAUUUGAUUUAGAAAGAGUUUUUUUAUUAGUGCUCAGUCUAUUUCUGCUUACCGUAGGUCCCAGGCAACAUGUCAUCACUCCAAAUAUGAAAAUAUGCAUUUUGUUUAAGUUGUCCUCCAAAGGCUCAGACGUAAUAUGAUCAAAUUUCCCUUUUAGCCUUUGGAUUAACAACACGACUAAUAGUUGAGCACAAACAUGCACACAAAACAUUUUCAGCUGUCAUGAACUGUCAAUAUUAGACAAUGUUUGACUUGAAGCCAACAUGAUGUGAUAAAAAAAAUCACCAUCUUCACAUUAAGUGCUUCUAUAAAUCUCUCUUUCUUAUGAAAUUGGUAUCUUUAAUUCCAGAAUAAUUAGGAGUAUUAUUUUACCUCACACUUUCUUUCUAAUGUCUAAAUCAAAGCAAAUGUGAAAGAACAAACACCCACAGAUUGUGACCACACAGGUGAGUAAACAGAGUGUCCUCUGUACUUUGGAGUGGUGAGUUAGUCUAAGUGCUCUGCUUGAGUUGGUGUGUCAUAAUCAGCCAGAUCACCAACAGCAGUAAAAUGGCCAGAGUUUGUCUGCUGGUUUUCAUUGUUGGGCUUCAACUGGGGAUUCCUGGAGCGAGUGCCGAGAUCACAGAAGACAACACAGAAACCGUGUUUAUCUCUCAGCAGACAGCACAUGCGGUGCUGAAACGACAACGGAGAUACAACAGCGGGCGUCUCGAGGAAGUGCUGCAGAAAGCCAACCUGGAGCGAGAAUGCAGAGAGGAGCAAUGCACCAUGGAGGAGGCCAGGGAGUGGUUCGAGAAUGAUGAAAAAACUAUGGAAUUCUGGGUCAUCUACACUGAUGAUGACCAGUGUGAGCCAAAGCCCUGCCAGAAUGGAGGAGUUUGUCGUGAUGAAGUGGGCUCCUAUAGCUGCUAUUGCCAAGAAGACUUUCGUGGUAAAAACUGUGAGAUUUAUAUGCCCAGACGAUGUUCGGUCAACAAUGGUGGGUGUGCACAUUUCUGCACAACGGAAAGACGCCGACCUGUGUGUUACUGUGCAGCUGGUUACAAAGUUGGGGCAGACGGAAAAAGCUGUGAACCAACAGGGCCGUUCAGUUGUGGCAUCGUUAGCCUGUCCUCUGGCCUCGCCACCAGAUCUUUCAGGUGGACACAAUCAUCCAACUCAACUAACUCCACCAGUGAGGAAUUCGACUAUGAUUACUUCAAAGAAAUCGAGGAUUACCUCAACUCUCCAAUGAACGAAUCAGAACUGUUCAACUCCUCAGCAGGUUCUGUAUUAAAAGUCAGAUCAGUUGGAUUGGAUUCGAGUUCCUCCUUGAACCAAGCCGAGACUAUCGACUCUAGAGCAGAGCUAGGUGACAGCAAAAGUCCCAGACAAAACCGUUUCUGGGAUUACGUUGAAGUCCCCACCGUCGUAGCACAAAAGAAUGAGGACGAGAGGAUUGUUGGAGGAAAUGAAGCCACACCUGGCGAGAUACCUUGGCAGGUGGGCCUGAUGGCUUUUUUACCCAAGCUAAACAAAACGCUGCCCAUCUGUGGAGGCUCCCUGCUCAGUGAAUUUUGGGUAAUCACUGCAGCCCACUGCCUGGUGUUGGCCAAACAAAAAGAAUACACUAUCUUCGUAAGAGUUGGUGAACAUGAUGUGAAUGUGGUCGAGGCUUCAGAGCGCAACCAUGAAGUGGCGGAGGAGCACAUCCACCACCGCUACGACUUUAGUCAAUCGCAGUUUAAUCAUGAUAUCGCCCUGCUGAAGCUCGCCACUCCUGUGGAGCUGUCCAAUGAGAGACGUCCCAUAUGUGUGGGCUCAACAGUUUUCAUGCAGGACCUCAUGAAAGAAUCCGGCAUCUCCCUGGUGAGUGGCUGGGGACGCACACUGGACAAGGGCCGUGAAGCUGACAAGCUUCAGAAGUUAUCGGCUCCUGUUGCGGACCUUGCCCUGUGCAAGCAGAGCAGCCGGAACCGCAUCACCCGCUUCAUGUUCUGUGCCGGGCUGGCAGACGGAUUGGGCGAUUCGUGCCAUGGAGACAGCGGCGGCCCGCAUGCCACCAACUACAAAGGAACUUGGUUUCUCACCGGCAUCGUCAGCUGGGGGGAGGGUUGUGCCGAGAAGGGGAAAUACGGCAUCUACACCCAUGUUUCACGAUACUACGCCUGGAUUGUUCAGAAAACUGGGAUCUUACAGUCCAACUAAAAUAUGUAGUUCAGCAAAAUCAGGAUUUGUUUAACUGUUGAUAUCUCACCUAAAGGGAAUACUCUUUGUUCCUUUAUUUGAACAAAAGAAGGACCAACAAUAGAGAGAAAUUCCACUCUAACAUCAAACAUGUUUUUGUUUUACAUAAAAAAAACUUUAUAAUAAUAUAUGUGUUACUUGUGAAAAACAGAGCAUUGCAGAAUCAUACUUUGCAACAAGCUGGUGGAAGAAUGAAACAUCCCUCUUGAUAUGUUUCUGAACAUUUCCACUUCUAGAUUGCGAACAAAAACUCUUCUAUGAAUCUACAAUAAAUGCGCAUGCAAAAUUUA
This is a messenger RNA of Poecilia latipinna (sailfin molly), 2786 nucleotides long. RefSeq names its product coagulation factor VII-like. Gene Ontology annotation, cellular component: extracellular region. The record is from RefSeq and is a predicted model, not a curated record. Gene Ontology annotation, molecular function: serine-type endopeptidase activity; calcium ion binding. The transcript is spliced from 8 exons. Bases 820 to 2457 code for a protein of 545 amino acids. Gene Ontology annotation, biological process: proteolysis; blood coagulation. NCBI's taxonomy places the organism in Eukaryota, Metazoa, Chordata, Actinopteri, Cyprinodontiformes, Poeciliidae.